Molecule: messenger RNA, 1165 nt
Organism: Aspergillus glaucus CBS 516.65
Lineage: Eukaryota; Fungi; Ascomycota; Eurotiomycetes; Eurotiales; Aspergillaceae
Product: TDA10 family protein
Exons: 5
Coding region: 140-1090 (316 amino acids)
Cellular component (GO): cytoplasm
Source: RefSeq, a predicted model, not a curated record
UGCCCUCAAAACAUUCAGCCUAAACAAUCCCCCCUCCGCUCGGAUUUCUCUCCGCUCUGCGACUCGGAUAUAUAUCUCUCCCCUCACGUACACCCUACCACACAUACAACAGUCCAAAAGAUCCAGAACAACAAGCACAAUGCCAGAAAUUAUCGACGACAAAUCCCAACACUGCGUCCCCUUCCUCCUCGACCGCGUAAAAGCCCACCAAGCGCGCUAUGCUUCGAACCCGGACCAAGCCCCGCCAUUGUUUCUGGGGUUGAAUGGGGUUCAGGGUGCUGGCAAGACGGUCCUGGUCUCGACACUGCAGAACACCCUCCGCAACCCCCCCUACUCCCUCCCCGUAAUAACCCUCUCCCUCGACGACAUCUAUCUCACCCACGCCGACCAAGAACGUCUCGCUACAACAAACCCGCAAAACCCCCUCCUGCAACAUCGCGGCCAGCCCUCCACGCACGACCUGUCCCUAGGGCUACAAGUCUUCGAAUCGCUGCGCGAAGGCCGGCCCACGAAGAUCCCGCAGUAUGAUAAAUCUGCAUUUGGCGGGCAGGGGGAUCGCGUGGAUGAGGAGAAGUGGGAGGUUGUUAAUAAAGAGGGGGAGGGGAGGGUUGGGGUGGUGAUUUUUGAGGGGUGGUGUGUUGGGUUUCGGGCGUGGAGUGAUGAUACGCUAAGGAAGAUGUGGGAAAAUGCGGUUAAGAGGAAGGAGGAGGAGGAGGGGGGGUAUAAUGGACGGCUUGGGCAUGUGAGGUUUGAGGAUGUGAGGGCUGUUAAUGAUGCAUUGAGGGGGUAUGAUGCAUUGACGGACCAGCUUGAUGCUUUGAUUCACAUCGACGCCCAAAACAUCCACUACGUCUAUGAAUGGCGCCAGGAGCAAGAGCGCACUCUCCGCGCAACCAAGGGCACCGGAAUGACCAAGGAGCAAGUUAACCACUUUGUUGAUGGCUAUUAUCCGUCCUACGAACUCUUCACGGAGACACUCCGGAACGGCGCUUUCAGAAAAGAGGGCGUUCCCGAGUCGGAAUGGAAGGGGAAGCAGUUGCGCCUGGUUGUUGAUAAGAACAGGAGGGUCCAGGAUGUCCUUUUGUACUAGGACAAAGCUGUACACAUACACAAGACAAUACUACCAAUCUCUACACGAAAAAUAAUUGGGUUGUCUGAACGUUUC